AUGUCUGAGUCUUUCAAUGAAAUUUUCAGAGUGUUUGACUGUGUGAUAAGGUGUGGCAAAGGUCAGUCAAAUAGGUUCAGAUCCGCGAACGGAUCUCUCUCUGACGACAGUACGAGGGUAUCUCGUCGAAAGUGGGAAAGCCUCGUCUUUCGAUUGCUACGUCACGCGAUAGCCAGCCCUGCAAAGUCGGACUACGGAGGUGAAUCCCAGACACAAGCGUUUGGGUCAAGCUUCGAGACAUGUGAAGCAUGGGACGAGACCUCAGUGGAUGAGUUCCUCUCAUGUUUUCCCCGAGAUCUCAUGGCUGAUGUGCGCGUAACGUGCAAUGUGGUGAGUCCUCGACGUUCCAAGAGCUACAUACGCGAUCUGAUUAUGUCACUCGAGUUUGAGAUUCGAGCUACCAAGUGGGCUGCUUAUUUCCUUCAGAUUGUGCACAAGGCACGUUUGGAGAAGCGGAUCUCACUGCGGUCGGCUGUCUCAAUCAAGUGGACCAUCUGUGCUUAUGUACAGAGUCAAUCACAAGCUCGACAAGAACAGAAAAAGAUAUUGGACGUGACGCUGCAACGAAAGAUGACGGAAUAUCGCGUUGCAUUACAGUGUGUCUCUGGCACACAUGUCGUCAAAUUUGGCCGGAAGGGAAAACCUCAUGCAACGACGCUAUGCGUGGAGAACGGUGACACGCUGCGUUGGACAUCCAAGCUACUGGCUCAUGCCACGCAUAUUGCUGCAGAUAGUGUGGCAGCUACGACGACGAUGGGUAAGAAGCGAGUCAAGGCGAAAAACGCCAUUCCGCUAGCUAGUAUCAUCCGAGUUUCGUCCGGUCUUUCCACAAGUGUACUUGCUCGGGCACUGCACAAAGGCACACUUGAUUCAGCCGACGCAGGGUGUACGUUAUCUGUGGUGACGCAUACACGUACGCUCGAUCUCAAGGCAAAGUCUGCCGAAGAACGCGAGUGGCUGCAGCGUAGCCUGGAGUUUCUUGUGGACCUCGCACACGAUCACGAGCGACGUGUGUCGCAGCAAGUAGAGCUUACGAUAAUGAAGCGGAUGGAAACCUUCUCGGUCUGGAAGUUUGGCCGCAAAGGACGACCGCACAAGACGCGUGUGUUUGUGGAUCGCUUUGGCGAGGUGUCAUGGCUUGGUCGUAGCGGAGACUCGCUUCAACUUGACGAAAUCGUCACAGUGCACGAAGGUCACCGGACACCUGUGUUUGCUAGAGCUCGAGCGGCUGGGUUGGUGUCUUCGUCCAAGGCAUCACACUGUUUCUCUCUAGUGACAGCGCUACGAUCGCUGGAUAUUGAGGCGAUGAAUGAACACCAACGGGAUUGGUUUGUGGUAGCUUUCCGCUAUCUCCUGGACAAGGUUCACGAGAAAACUGCCGCCAUGCAACGCGAGCGAGCUGAAAGGCAGCUUCGUAUGCUACAGAAUCUUUGUGGCGGAGAUGAGAAUGACAACUUUCUUCGUAGCGAUGGCGACAAUAUAUACUACGACGAAUGUCCGCCAACACGGCACUAA
Molecule: messenger RNA, 1515 nt
Organism: Peronospora belbahrii
Lineage: Eukaryota; Oomycota; Peronosporomycetes; Peronosporales; Peronosporaceae
Source: the annotation of a GenBank genome assembly